UGAGAGGUGAGAGUUCAGAGGUCGGAGUCUAAAGGUCGUUUUGCCGGUACAUGUGGCCACGCACCGCGGAUUAGGGAUUAACCGGUACUACACAUAGGAGAUGGCUUGGUCCAACCCCCGUAUGCAGUACUCCUGCAUGAGGAGAUACCGUGGUCCAGUCAAGCUGGUGGUACUGGACUGGGCAGGGACUGUCAUCGACUACGGGGUGUGUGCGCCGGCACUCACCUUCUCUGAGAUCUUCAAGAAUGAAGGUGUUCCCAUUUCUAAUGAGGAGGCCAGGGGGCCCAUGGGAGCACACAAGAGGGUUCACAUCCAGCGUGUUCUAGAGAACGAAAGUGUGAGAGGCAGGUGGAUCCAGAAGUACGGCAGCCCCCCCACGGAGGAGGAUAUCGAUCGCAUGUACGCCAACUUUGUACCCAUGCAGCUGUCUGUCAUGAAGAACUACUCCACCAUGAUACCAGGUGCUGUGGAGACAGUGAACCAGCUCAGAGAGAAGGGAAUCAAGAUCGGGUCCACGACAGGCUACACCACCCCCAUCCUGGACGACCUAAAGCCCGUGGCUGCGCAGCAAGGCUAUGUGCCUGACUUCUACGCUGCGGCAGACAUGGUGCCCCAGGCGCGACCAUGCCCUUAUAUGGUGUGGCUGAAUGCCAUCAAGCUAGACGUGCAUCCUAUUGAGGCUGUUGUAAAGGUGGAUGACACAGUGGAUGGAGUGAAGGAAGGAACUUCGGCAGGAUGCUGGGCUGUGGGCGUGGCAAAAACGGGUAACUACGUGGGAGCGACCGAGGAGGAAGUGGCUGCCAUGAGCCAAAGCGAGCUGAACAGGAAGUUACAGCGUGCCUAUGACACUCUGAUCGACUCAGGUGCUCACUACGUCAUUGACAGUAUCGUGGACCUGCCAGACGUCAUAGCAGACAUCAACCGACGUUUGGCAGCCGGGGAGAGGCCUUGAUUCCUCUCCUGCCAUGCCUAAUGCAAGCCAAUCAGAUACUCAAAUCUUCCUCCCUGUUGUUCAACAUGAAGUUACCAGCCAAUUACAUUAUCACUUGUCUGUUAGGUGCAAGUUGAUUGGCUACAGACAGUGGAGUAUCUGAUUGGCUUGUGGCUGGCUAGUGCUAACACAGCCAAUCACGUUCCUUCUCAACUGUUGGACACAACUUGAUUGGCUGGGGAUAACAGACAGGGGAAUAUCUGAUUGGCUUACUAACACAGCCAGAAGGAUGAAUAGUAGGCUGUUUUAAGCCCAUCCCAUUAUACUUCUCAAACAUUAUGAGCAGAAGAGCAUGUGACAAAGAAGAGAUGAGACUCAUCUCUAGUUCAGUUUUCACUAGGAAACCACAAUCAGUAAAAUGCAAUUUCAUAUCAACAUUUAGAGUAAUUAACUUAAAAUUUUAACAGAGCCUUUUUAGUUUUAUAACACAUGUAUGUAGCAAUGUAAACUAGCCUCACAAUUCAGCCAUUAGAGCUGCAAUGUGUUGUUGUUUAAAUAAACCAGUCUACCGCAAGUCUACUACUACAACUACUAGUACAGAUGAAAAAUGUUGAGGAGUUGUAUGCUCAAAUAAAUUUGUGUUGAAAAGAAGAUAGUGGGUGGUCUUUGUUAUUGAUGUGGAAUAUCCACAGAUGUGAAUCAGCGAGAAAUUCACAAUUAUGAGGAAAAAUUGCAUAUCAAUAAUUAAUACUCUAAACACUAGACAAAGGUGUGAAAUCUGCACUUUCUUGUUGUGUUAUGAAAUUCUCUUUUUGCUUCUCCCUGUGCCAUGGCCUAUGUAUGAUUAUGUAUGAUUCAACCAUGCAAUGGUCUACAUGUUCC
Messenger RNA from Branchiostoma belcheri (Belcher's lancelet), 1813 nucleotides. RefSeq names its product phosphonoacetaldehyde hydrolase-like. The record is from RefSeq and is a predicted model, not a curated record. The transcript is spliced from 6 exons. Lineage: Eukaryota; Metazoa; Chordata; Leptocardii; Amphioxiformes; Branchiostomatidae. Gene Ontology annotation, cellular component: cytosol. Gene Ontology annotation, biological process: DNA repair; organic phosphonate catabolic process; dephosphorylation. Bases 101 to 952 code for a protein of 283 amino acids. Gene Ontology annotation, molecular function: phosphonoacetaldehyde hydrolase activity; phosphoglycolate phosphatase activity.